This is a messenger RNA of Eleginops maclovinus (Patagonian blennie), 2371 nucleotides long. RefSeq names its product patatin-like phospholipase domain containing 3 (gene pnpla3). Gene Ontology annotation, cellular component: cytoplasm; lipid droplet; membrane. Lineage: Eukaryota; Metazoa; Chordata; Actinopteri; Perciformes; Eleginopidae. Bases 75 to 1478 code for a protein of 467 amino acids. The record is from RefSeq and is a predicted model, not a curated record. The transcript has 9 exons. Gene Ontology annotation, molecular function: triacylglycerol lipase activity. Gene Ontology annotation, biological process: lipid homeostasis; positive regulation of triglyceride catabolic process; triglyceride catabolic process.
CUCUGCCUCACUCCGCCGGUCAGGUCGACUUUCUGCCCGCUGUCAGUGCUCCCGAUCCCGGGCAUGCCCCCGCCAUGGUCGACCUAAAUAGCGGCUGGAACUUGUCUUUCGCCGGAUGCGGGUUUCUGGGGAUUUACCACAUUGGAGUUGCUAGCUGCCUGCUGGAAAAAGCGCCCUAUCUUCUGAAAGGGGCCACCAAGUUAUACGGAGCCUCAGCCGGUGCUCUGACCGCCUCGGUGCUCGCCAGCCAGGCAUCCAUAAUAAAAUGUUGUGAAGAUGUGAUCGAGGUGGCCAAAGAGGCCAGGAAGAGGAACCUCGGCCCCCUUCACCCCACCUUCAAUCUGGUCAAGGUGAUAAAGUCUGGCCUGGAUCGUGACCUGCCAUCUGAUGCUCAUGUCCUGGCCUCGGGGCGGCUGUUUGUUUCGCUCACCAGAGUAUCAGAUGGGAAAAACGUCCUGGUGUCGGAGUUCAGCUCCAAAGAAGAACUCAUCCAGGCGCUGGUGUGUAGCUGUUUCAUUCCCAUCUACUGCGGGCUGAUUCCUCCUUCCUUCAGAGGAGUGCGUUACGUGGAUGGGGGAAUCAGUGACAACCUGCCGCAGUCGGAGCUGAAGAACACCAUCACAAUCUCUCCGUUCUCCGGCGAGUGUGACAUCUGUCCCCGCGACAACUCCACCAGCUUCCACGAGCUGCGCUUCACCAACACCAGCAUCCAGAUGAACCUAGGCAACAUGUACCGCCUCAGCAGGGCCCUUUUCCCACCCGAACCCAAGAUACUGGCUGAGAUGUGUCAGAGCGGCUAUAAGGAUGCUCUUCGCUUCCUAGAAGACAACAACCUGACAAUGCUGGAGCACCCGACAGCUGGCCCCUCAAUGCCAGAGCCCGCCUGCUGCUGCCAGCAUACGGAAACCACCAAAGAGUGGGUGCUCCGGAGGCUCCGCCUACUGCGCAAACAGCACUGGUGGCUGGAUGAGCAGAUCAAUCUGCCCACGCCCAUCAAGAAAGUGUUCUGCGAGGCCUGCCAAGACAAACCUGGCUUGUACGCCAAGGUGUCCGAGAUGCUGCCAGUGCGAGUGGCCUCCUACAUGCUCAUGCCAUACACACUUCCUGUACAGUCGGCCUACUCAGUGGCCCAGAGGUUAGUUGAGUGGAUCCCAGAGGUGCCAGCUGAUAUGCGCUGGCUGGUCGGGGUGGCAGGGAGCAUGUACCAGCAGGCCUGGAAAGGAGCACCAGCCAACCCUAUCAGUGAGCCUGGGCUGAGGAAGUGCUUGAGCGCGCCGCCUCUACCUACAGAGUGUGACAAACCCAUUCAGAGAGACAACCUGCCAGCACUUUCCUCACUGGAUCUCCAUGGCAACUACUGGGAGAUCCCCAAAUCUACCUCCUCUUCCUCCUCCUCCUCACCCACUCAUCAUCCUCACAUCCCCCCCUCCUCACCACAACAAGUCUGCUUUUUUGUCGGCUCACAGGACGAACUUUAGAGCCAUGUAAACUGAUUCAGGAAAUGCACUUUGACCACGAUGCGGACACAUGUCCACUUCCUGUGGAGCUGGUGGAUUGAUGGGUGGUACAAUAAUUUGAGCAAUAAGCAAUGGUGUUUCAAGCACACACACUUUCAUCUCUCGUCGGUCCAGGAAACACAAACUGUAUUGUAUUUUAAUGAGUGCUCUCUGGAAGACAGCGUCACCUCACCCAGGAUCGCAGAUGUGUUUGAUGACCUGUUUUAAUAUGCAUCACAGAAAUGUGUCUAAUUUUACAACUACAACCCUACCUACCUGUAAAACUAUUCAAAAGUAGCGUGCAAUCCUCAUUCCCACACAGCUGAUUGAAUUUAGAGUAAUUUAUUUGUUUAAAUAAUGAUUUUAAAGUUAAAUGAUGCACCUUAUGGCAGCCAUGUUGGAAGUCUGCCGGCCAUCUUCUUGAAAAAUGUUUAAUCAAGACAAAAAUAUCUAAUUUUAUAUCAAAUCCAACAUGUUUUUGACAGUGUUCCAUCUGUGGCUAUGGCUGCAGAUAAAGCUUGGGCCUUCCUAUACUGUAGUGAGACGGUUAUUAUAACCAAAGCUAUUAAAAAGAAGUAAUGAACUGAAGUGUCCUAGCUGAGACUAUGACAAAGGCUAGACAACUAAAACAAGUCACUUUACCCACUGAUCCCUCACAUCAUUGAAUCUCACGCAGGUUAAAUUAUUGACACAAAGCCUCUGUAGAGUUUCUUGUUGUUACUUAAUUUGCCAAAAGUAUAUAGUGAUGCUGACUGUGCUAAUCAAGAGUGUUAGUGUAAUACUGGUGUAAUCAGGGUGUUUUAGAUCACUCUUCCUUGAAGGUAAAGAGGUUUUGUUUCACUGUGAUACUCUUUAGAUUAAAUAUUUUAAAUUGA